AUUCCCCUUACAUCAGUCAGCUUAUGUAGCAGUGAGAUAACUAACUACUCUAAUAUCUAAUGUACUUGUGCGAAGAUACCAUGACAUUCCAGACUACACUGAGGAUGUAUUUUGUCAUUACAGGAGAACUACAUGUCCCGUUAGAAGUGUGUGGUGCCGUGGUGAAGCGAGAGUUGGACUACUGGCAGGUGAACCAGUACUGUAUCAAAUCGUGUUGCUGGCGACACUACCGUUCCUACAUCGAGAACAAAGCCAUCCUUGACUCCUUCAACCGCAGUCUUGAGAAAGAACGAGUUCACAUCAAUAUAGACGAUUAUAUAGGAUGGAAACGCUUUCAAAUGAAGAUAUGGAUGAUCUUGGAACAUCCAAGGACAUCGCGUGUUGCUAUGAUAUACGGUAUUGUGUCCCUGCUGUUUGUGGUAGUUUCCAUCCUUGGCUUCUGCCUGGAGUCCCUACCUAUGUUACAAAAGCCUGUUCGAAAUAUUACUCGUGCCGGAAAUGCAACCGGCGGAUGUGAGGGUUCCGGAGGUGCACGAGCUCAGGCGAUGACUCAGAACGAGGCUCUUAACAUUCUUGACAUUAUCUGUACUGUCUAUUUUACUAUCGAAUUGGCGGUUAGAUUAUUUUUUGCACCAGAGAAAAUACGUUUUGUUCGCUCUAUGAUGAAUAUCAUCGAUUUGUUAGCUUUAGUUCCGCUGUAUAUGCAACUGCUCAUCUUCAAUACUGAGGAUUUGAAUUCGUGCUACGUAAACGGUCGGCUCGUGAUUGAAAUCAUGUUCUUAUUAAGAAUAGUAAGAAUGUUUAGAAUAAUGCAUCUUGUGAAACACUACCAAGCGCUGAAGAUAUUGGUGUAUGCUCUCAAGGCCAGUGUCCAGGAGUUGCUCAUGCUGGCUAUAUUCCUCCUCAUCGGCAUGCUUGUAUUUGCAUCCAUGAUUUACUAUGCAGAACGAAAGGACGCCGUUCAACCAAGCGAUACUUUCAACACCAUCCCAAUGGGAUUCUGGUGGGCACUCAUUACCAUGACUACGGUAGGAUAUGGUGAUGUUGUCCCAACCCGACCAAUCGGAUACGUCGUCGGGGCCGCUUGUGCUGUCAGUGGAGUAUUGAUGAUAGCACUUACCAUUCCUGUUAUAUCAAACAACUUCACACUCUUUUACACGCAUGUGCGAUCACGUGGGACAAAGGAGGAGGAGCGUGACAGAUACAGAAAUAGCAUGAGCACGUGCGUCAAUAACCCGUUUAGAGAGGAUACAGUGAUCAGCCACUCAGAAGAGGACGGAUACGGAACAAUAUCCUUACUGGAGGAGAAAAGGAAACCGUCCAAUGGUUCUGUCAUAGAAACCUACAUGAAUGGCCACGCUACACUCAGGAACUUCCCAGGAAGAAAAUCACCAAAAUAUAAGCACUUUCAAAAGUUGGCAGAAGCUUCAUCGCUUAACGAUGUGGUCAUUCGAAAUUCCGAUUUCGAUUGGCAAAGAACGAACAGUGAUAAAGCGCGCUCGGAUGACGGUGUCGCUUAUGCUGGAGAAACAAUUUUGUAAAAUAUGUCUAACGUGACCGAUUGGUUUACUUUCACAAUAGUAUGGGGAACAAAACAUUUGCCGGCAUCGAAACAACGAUUCCCUCCACACUUAUUGUGAAUGUGCUGACCCCUUACAUUUGGUGUCACUCCGUACAGUAUCCGAUAGACAAAGUUAUUGUAGAUUCGUAAGACCAGGGUGCGAGUCAAUUCAAUAUCUUUGUGCACUUUUAUAAGGUGAAAAAAAUAAUAAAUAGACAAAACUACUAUCAACUGAGGAUGGCGAAAUGAAACCGAAUACAUGAAACCAUACGGAUGUGGGUUGAUACCAGUGUCAGGUUACCCACUCUAUAUUUAUACGGAUGUGGGUUGAUACCAGUGUCAGGUUACCCACUCUAUAUUUAUACGGAUGUGGGUUGAUACCAGUGUCAGGUUACCCACUCUAUAUUUAUACGGAUGUGGGUUGAUACCAGUGUCAGGUUACCCACUCUAUAUUUAUACGGAUGUGGGUUGAUACCAGUGUCAGGUUACCCACUCUAUAUUUAUACGGAUGUGGGUUGAUACCAGUGUCAGGUUACCCACUCUAUAUUUAUACCGAUGUGGGUUGAUACCAGUGUAUGGUUACCCACUCUAUAUUUAUACGGAUGUGGGUUGAUACCAGUGUCAGGUUACCCACUCUAUAUUUAUACGGAUGUGGGUUGAUACCAGUGUCAGGUUACCCACUCUAUAUUUAUACGGAUGUGGAUUGAUACCAGUGUGUGGUUACCCACUCUAUAUUUAUACGGAUGUGGGUUGAUACCAGUGUCAGGUUACCCACUCUAUAUUUAUACGGAUGUGGGUUGAUACCAGUGUGUGGUUACCCACUCUAUGCAUUAAGUUCUGGUUUCAUCUUUUGAUAAUGGUGUUAUAACUAGUGCACAUUUAUGAUACAAAAACAAUACAAUGGAUUGUAAAAUACUAAGCAGAACGACCACAAACACUAAUGAGAUAUUCAGGUAAUUUUUCUCGCAUUUAUUAUUGUCUGGUCAUUUUGUUUAUAUAUGUCAAGAACCAACAACUCAUUUUAGAUUAGCAUGUAUACAUAAUGUGACACUGACAGUUGACGCUGGUAUAUACAUUGUAACAUUGACAGUUGACGCUGGUAUACACAAUGUAACAUUGACAGUUGACGCUGGUAUACACAAUGUAACACUGACAGUUGACGCUGGUAUAUACAAUGUAACAUUGACAGUUGACGCUGGUAUACACAAUGUAACACUGACAGUUGACGCUGGUAUCACAAUGCAACACUGACAGUUGACGCUGGUAUACACAAUGUAACACUGACAGUUGACGCUGGUAUGACAAUGUAACACUGACAGUUGACGCUGGUAUCACAAUGUAACACUGACAGUUGACGCUGGUAUACACAAUGUAACACUGACAGUUGACGCUGGUAUCACAAUGU
Messenger RNA from Pecten maximus, 2966 nucleotides. Its product is annotated as potassium voltage-gated channel protein Shaw-like. Gene Ontology annotation, biological process: potassium ion transmembrane transport. The transcript has 2 exons. Gene Ontology annotation, molecular function: delayed rectifier potassium channel activity. The record is from RefSeq and is a predicted model, not a curated record. Lineage: Eukaryota; Metazoa; Mollusca; Bivalvia; Pectinida; Pectinidae. Bases 60 to 1541 code for a protein of 493 amino acids. Gene Ontology annotation, cellular component: voltage-gated potassium channel complex; membrane.